Molecule: messenger RNA, 2144 nt
Organism: Arabidopsis arenosa
Lineage: Eukaryota; Viridiplantae; Streptophyta; Magnoliopsida; Brassicales; Brassicaceae
Source: the annotation of a GenBank genome assembly
AUAGAAAUCUGAAAUUCUAACAACAGUGAAGAAGAAUCCUUCGCAACCAUUUCAAAUGCAAGAUCUCUUCGGAUCAGUUCGCCGGUCACUAGUUUUCCGUUCUACCGCCGACGAUGAGAACCAAGAGAAUCAUCCUCCUCCGUUUCCUACUCUUCUCGCCGAUAAAAUCACUUCGUGUAUCCGUAAAUCCAUGGUUUUCGCCAAAUCCCAAUCACCUCCGAGUAACUCCACCGUACAAAUGAAACCUCCGAUUCGGUGGCGGAAAGGUCAGUUAAUUGGCCGUGGUGCUUUUGGUACUGUGUAUAUGGGGAUGAAUCUCGAUUCCGGUGAACUUCUCGCCGUUAAACAGGUUUUGAUUGCAUCUAAUUGUGCAUCCAAGGAAAAAACUCAGGCUCAUAUUCAGGAGCUUGAAGAGGAAGUGAAGCUACUCAAGAAUCUCUCCCAUGCAAAUAUAGUUAGGUAUUUGGGUACGGUGAGGGAAGAUGAAACAUUGAAUAUCUUGCUUGAAUUUGUUCCUGGUGGAUCUAUAUCUUCACUUUUGGAGAAAUUUGGAUCCUUUCCUGAAUCUGUUGUUCGGACAUACACAAAGCAACUGCUUUUAGGCUUGGAGUACCUUCACAAUCAUGCGAUUAUGCACCGUGACAUUAAGGGUGCUAAUAUCCUUGUGGAUAAUCAAGGAUGCAUUAAACUUGCUGAUUUUGGUGCAUCCAAACAGGUAGCUGAGUUGGCUACUAUUUCGGGUGCCAAAUCUAUGAAAGGGACUCCCUAUUGGAUGGCUCCAGAAGUUAUUCUUCAAACUGGGCAUAGCUUUUCUGCUGAUAUUUGGAGCGUAGGUUGCACAGUGAUUGAAAUGGUAACUGGCAAAGCUCCUUGGAGCCAGCAGUAUAAAGAGAUUGCUGCUAUUUUUCACAUUGGAACGACGAAGUCGCAUCCUCCAAUCCCUGACAAUAUCUCCUCUGAUGCAAAAGAUUUUUUGCUCAAGUGUCUGCAGCAGGAACCAAAUCUGCGGCCAACCGCUUCUGAGCUGCUAAAGCAUCCAUUUGUUACGGGCAAACAGAAGGAAUCUGCUUCUAUAGAUCUUGCUUCAGUCAUGGAAAAUUCAUGCAGUCCUUUAACAUCAGAGUUGACUAACAUUAAGAGCUAUCAAAUGUCUACAAGUGAAGAUGUAGGAGACAUCUGUAACUUGGGUAGUCUGACUUGUACACUUGCUUUCCCUGAGAAUUCAAUCCAAAAUAACAGUUUGUGUCUGAAAGGUAAUAACGGGUAUGAUGAGGAUGAUGAUGAUAAUGAUAUGUGUUUGAUUGACGAUGAGGAUUUCUUGACAUAUAAUGGAAAAACUUGCCCUAGUCUUGACAAUAAUACUGAUGCCGAGAAGAGCUGUGAUACCAUGAGUGAGAUCUCUGAUAUUUUGAAGUGCAAAUUUGACGAAAAUUCUGGAAAUGGAGAAACAGAGACGAAAAUUAGUAUGGAAGUUGACCAUCCAUCGUACUCAGAGGAUGAAAAUGAGCUGACCGAGUCAAAAAUCAAAGCUUUCUUAGAUGAAAAGGCUGCAGAUUUAAAGAAGUUACAGACGCCCCUCUAUGAAGAAUUCUACAACGGUAUGAUCACAUGCUCUCCCAUCUGCAUGGAGAGUAACAUCAAUAACAAUAAACGAGAGGAGGCACCUCGUGGUUUCUUGAAACUGCCUCCAAAAAGUAGGUCUCCGAUUCAGGGCCAUAUUGGUCGUUCACCUUCUAGAAGAACAGAUGCAGCCUGUUGUUCCAAGAGCCCAGAGAGUGGUAGUAGCUCUGGUGUGCCGAAUAAUAGCAAUGCAAGUGCUGGUGCAGAACAAGAAUCAAACAGCCAGAGUGCCUCUCUGUCAGAGAUAGAGAGGAAGUGGAAGGAAGAGCUUGAUCAAGAACUUGAAAGAAAGCGAAGAGAGAUUACACGGCAAGCAGGGAUGGGAUCAUCCCCGAGAGAUAGAAGCUUGAGCCGACAUAGAGAGAAGUCAAGGUUUGCAUCUCCAAGCAAAUGAUCUGUACAAAAAUCCAGCCAAUUUUGCACUUUUGUCUCUAAGGCUCUUACUGCUUCUAAAGCUUUGCUUUUGAUCUUUCAAUUUCUCAUCUAGUAUAUAUGAUAUAGACAUAUAAAUGUGCCAACUAAAU